Molecule: messenger RNA, 1575 nt
Organism: Camponotus floridanus (Florida carpenter ant)
Lineage: Eukaryota; Metazoa; Arthropoda; Insecta; Hymenoptera; Formicidae
Product: geranylgeranyl pyrophosphate synthase-like
Exons: 8
Coding region: 426-1349 (307 amino acids)
Biological process (GO): isoprenoid biosynthetic process
Molecular function (GO): prenyltransferase activity
Source: RefSeq, a predicted model, not a curated record
GAUAAAAUAAUACAAAUGUCGACAUACGUAUGUUUCGAUCUAAUGUGGAUGUUUUUCAACGUAUUGAAACGGAUUGCAUUACGUGAUUAAAACGCGAACGUUGCAAAGGCGCGUUAAAAAAAGUAUGAUCACCACGAAGGCCGAGACAUUAUAUUAUUGGUCAAGAUCAUAUUCCUUUCUCUUUAUACAUGGCUUUUUCUUUCGUCUUUGCACUCUUUACGCUUUCACCUCGUUAUCAAUCAAACCAAUUUCUUUCGGCAUCUUGGAGGUUUGGAUGUUUGAGUGGUUUUCACGUUUUUAUCGCAUUGGGACUAUCAUAUUCUUAUUACAACGACUCUCAACAUAUGGACAACUUUUUAUAAUUCGGAUUUCUCUUUGUUUUAAUAAGUUUUGCGAGAGAAAGAUAUCGCUGAGAAUUGGAAAACAUGACGAAUACAAAUAACAACUCGUUUUAUUAUUCUCUGAGCGGUAACAAACAAGAAGAUGAGAAACUGUUAGAACCGAUCAGAUACAAUCUUCAAAUUCCUGGAAUGCAGAUAACGGCAAAAUUAAUCCAGACUUUUAAUUACUGGCUAAAAAUAUCACCUGACAGAAUAAAAGCAAUCGAAGAAAUAGUAAUCAUGCUUCACAACUCGAGCAUUAUAAUUGAUGACAUUCAAGAUAAUUCCAUUUUGCGGAAAGGUAUUCCUGUCACUCAUUCUGUUUUUGGGAUUGCUAGCUCACUAAGUGCUGCCAUUUAUAUAUUGUUUAUUGCUUUGGAACGAGUUAUUAAUUUACAACAUCCUGCAGCACCAAAAGUAUGUAUAGAACAAUUGUUGGAACUUCUAAGAGGUCAUGGAAUAGAAAUUUUUUGGCGGGAUAAUUUCAUUUGUCCAAGUGAGGAAGAUUACAAGGCUAUGGCAAUAAAAAAGAUUGGUUGUCUCUUUAACUUGCCAAUAAGGUUAAUGGAUUUGUUUUCAACUUACGAGGAAGAUUUAUCGCCGCUAUUAGCUCUUUUGAGUUUAUACUAUCAAAUACGUGACGAUUAUUGUAAUUUAUGCCUCAGUGAUUAUACCGAAAGUAGUUACUGUGAUGAUUUGACUGAAGGAAAAUUCAGCUUUCCAAUUAUUCAUGCGCUUAAAACCAAUCCUGAUGAUAAGCAAAUAAUGAAUAUUCUGAAACAACGAACGAAAGAUAUCGAAGUGAAACGUCAUUGCGUUAAAUUAUUAGAGAAAUUUGGCUCUCUCAAGUAUACAAGAAGCGUACUUGAAGAAUUGGACAUGAAAGCAAGAGCUGAGAUUGAUCGCUUAGGAGGCAAUCCGUUCCUAAUAAAAAUUCUAGAUGAGUUGAAGAAUUGGGAUAGCAAAUAAGCGUCCCAAGAUCCCUUAACACGGACAUUUUUAUAAGAAACAAAGUAUACCCAUACAGAGAAUAAUUGAUAUUAGAUCCAUUGAAUAUUCUUUAUAGACAUUAAGGAUAUCCACGAGCAUAUGAGAAUCAGUUAUUAGAAAUAGCUAUAGAUAUCCAAAUAUUCGUGUUUCAUAAAUAUCCACAAGAUGUAUAAGCUAUUAUCCACAAAAUAUUCAUACAACAUCC